AUGCCUAUUGGCUCCAUGAUUUGUCAUACCUGCAGGAAAGAUGUAACGAAACUUAAAAAUAAUGAGCCAAGUACUAGUGCUAAAAAUGCUGAAGCUGAGGAUUCUUCUGGAUCGGAGGAACUCAUCCAUGGCGAUGACCCUGCCUUCACUUCAACUUCAACGGCUGUUGAGUUACUUAACAUAUCACAUCAUAUUACAUCCAAGCACUAUGCGACAAAGAAAGUGAAAAAAAUCUCUUUAACAGUGAAACGUAACCUUUUUGUUGCUGUGGAAACUUCUUCAUCGGAUAAUGAAGAUGAUAUUGAUGAAUCGGUUCUCCAAAAUCUAAAAACUAACUUUUUAUGUUCUACAGAUAGGACGAAAAAAAUAAUGAUACUUACAAGUUUGCCGAAAAAGUGGAGUAUCAGGAAGAUAAUGAGAGAGUUUAAUGCUCCAAAUUACAUGGUUCGGCGAUCAAAAAAAAUUUUGAGAGAAAAGGGGUUUAUGGAAGGUCCAAACCCCAAACCAGGCAAAUAUUUACCAUUAGAAACAGUAAAAAAUGUUCAUUCGUUUUAUGAAAGUGAUGAAGUAAGCCGGGCAAUGCCGGGUAUGAAGGAUUGUGUAACAGUUACUAAACCAGAUGGAAGUAAGACUAAAAUUUCUAAAAAACUUAUUUUGUGCAAUCUUAAAGAAGCUUAUAAACAUUUCAAAGACAAGUUUCCUGACAUUAAAAUAGGUUUCUCUAAGUUUGCUGAGCUGAGACCCAAACAGUGCAUUUUAGCUGGGCAAAGUGGCACACACUCUGUUUGUUUGUGCACAACUCAUCAAAACAUUAAGUUGAUGAUAGAAAAUGCAAAACUUAAUAUAUUAACAAAUGGAAACCUAAAAAAUUACAAGCAAUGCAUUGCAAAAAUGCUUUGUAACCCAUCAUCAAUAGCUUGCAACGUGGGAAAUUGCGAAUAUUGCCCUGGAGUAACUGAAAUCCAUAAAAUGUUACAAGACUCUUUCGAUGAAAAUUUUAUUGAAAAAGUUCAAUUUCGACAGUGGGUAUCGGUUGACCGCUGUAAUCUGGAGACCUUGGAAAAAACUUCCGAAGAGUUUAUCGAUUUAUUUUGUAGUAAGAUGUCCGCUUUGGUUAAGCAUGACUUUAUCGCCAAGCAACAAGGAGCAUUCCUUAACAACACGAAAGAAAAUCUUCAUGAUUCAGAAUUUGUCGUUACUUGUGAUUUUUCCGAAAAUUAUAGUAUAGUUCUUCAGGAUGAAGCACAGAGUUAUCACUGGACAAGCCAACAGAUUACGAUUGAUCCUUUUGUUAUAUAUUACAAACAAGAAGACAACAUUGAACAUUUGAGCUUUGUUAUUAUUUCAGAAUGCUUACAGCACAACACAGUAGCUGUUUAUACAUUUCAAAAGAAGCUCAUUUGUUAUUUAACAAACAAAUUUCAAAAGCUUCCAAGAAAGAUAUCUUAUUUUUCUGACGCAACAGCACAUGGGAAAGGGCCAUGCGAUGGAGUAGGCGGUUCUGUUAAAAGGCUGGCAGCUCGCGAUAGUUUGCAAACGCCAUAUGACAACCAAAUCCAAACCCCACAAGAUCUCUUUGAGUGGGCAGUAGAAAACAUACCAAAGGUAGAUUUUGCCUUUUUCACUCAAGAGGAUUAUGCUGUUUCAGAAAUGUUUCUGGAAAGCCGUUUUAAACAAGCACUAACCAUUAAAGGAACACAACAGUUCCAUGCAUUUAUUCCCAACACUAAAUCAGAACUACUAGUGAAACAGUUUUCAGAUGAAAUGCAGGGUUGGGAGAGGAAUGUGGCUAAACCAGUGGACACACUGAAGUUAGAAGACGUUUCAGGCUAUGUCACCACUGUAUAUGGCAAAAACUGGUGGCUUGGCUAUGUUUUAGAAAAAGAUGAAGAACAUGAUGAAGUGAAAAUAACUUUUCUUCAUCCUUGUGGGCCAGCAUCAUCAUUAUCUUACCCUAGACAUGCAGAUGUCCUAUGGCUUUCCGUUGUGGACAUUCUAGCACGAGUAAAUCCUGUUACACCAACUGGAAGAACGUACGCUCUUGGAGGAAGUGAUGUGAAGCUAACUCAAAUUGCAUUUUCAAAAGUUAAUCAGUAA
Brassicogethes aeneus is the source of this 2097-nucleotide messenger RNA. NCBI's taxonomy places the organism in Eukaryota, Metazoa, Arthropoda, Insecta, Coleoptera, Nitidulidae. The record is from the annotation of a GenBank genome assembly.